UUUGAAAAAAGGGCGAGUUUUAAAUGUUUAGUUUUACAGUAGAAUUAAUUAAAUAAAUAUUCAGAAAAUAAGUAAUGAUAUACAAUUGUAAAUAUUUAGAAAAUUAAGAGCAUAAUCAUCCUUCUAUUUUAAUAGUAUAGAUUAGCACUCAAUUCCAAAUGUCAAAUUAACUCCAAAAGAAUCAUGUCAGAAUGGAGUGAAAAAUUACAUCUAAUAGUCAACAUCAAAUACUAUAACAAAACCAACUAAGAAAAUAGUCACUUUCAAUUUUUUUGUAACUACUGCUUAAAACUACCACGAAGCAUUAGUUAGAUAAGAUAACUAAAUCUUCCUCCCCCCCUCGAAAAGAGAAAAAAAUAAUAAGAUAACUAAAUAUUUGCAUUUAUUGGCUCAAAAUAAUUUUUUUACAUAAAUGCCACUUUCAUACGCGUAUAAAACGAGUAGGAUGACAUUAUAUCUACCAGUCAAUUUCACAUUCUUCUCCAUCACAAACCAGUCAUGUCACCUCCCACACUAGACCAACUACACACUUACCAUGCCCAAGAGAGGGUGAUAUUCUCUAAACUGGUCCUAAUGUUUUCAAGAUCACCAUCUGAAUCACUCCUUGUCAUGGCUACAUGGUUUUGGCUUGAAAACUUUGGUUUUGAAGAAAUUUUCUCAACCAUCUUUGCUCUUCCAGAUCAACUCAUUGCAUCUUUUGCUAACGAAGCUGUUUCUUGCUUUCGAUGUAUCGAGUCCGUUCAUCCCCCAAUUGGCUUCGACCAGAUCCCUCUCACUUCAAGAUAUUUACAAAAACACAUCUCACUUCCCAUGAUUUACAAAUAUCGAUACACCGCCAUUGCUGGAAUCAAAACCUUUCUAACCACCAUUUGUUCUAGAAUAUUUUCCGAUAUCCUUACACAAGUUCUUCCAUAUUCUUCACCACCAUUUUCCGUCCCCGGAUUACAGUACUCUCUGAUCAUACCUGGCUUCCCGCAUCCAACUUUCGGAAACAUCAACGUCAUGCGACCUGAUGUAGUUGAUGGGGCUAACACCUUCAACAGCAACAGCUCAUUCCUCUUCCCAAAGGGUCUUUGGGAGUGGAACGAUCACUGCAUGGAAAGUGAGAAUGACCGAACGAUGUUUAUAACGUUUUCUCGUGGCUUUCCUGUGUCGAAGGCUGAAGUUAAGGAGCUUUUCACCAACAGAUUUGGAGAAAAGUGUGUGGUAGGCGUUUACAUGCGAGAAGACUGCGUAAGUUCACCUAACAUAAUUGCGUGUAAUAAUGAUCAGCAACAACCACUGUUUGCAAAGCUGGUUUUGGACUCGGUUGUUACCGUGGAUCGCAUACUAGAAGGUGAGAAGCUCCAAAAGUUUCGGAUCAAUGGUAAACACAUUAGGGCUCGUAAAUACAACGAGAAGAAGGACAGACGUACUUGCUUCACCUAAAAGUUGAAAGAAAAUCUAAGUUUUUUUUUUUGUUUCAUCUUUAUCUUUAUGUUAUAAUUUAAUAAUCAGAAAACAUAUGUAAUGCCUUAUGCCUAUCUCUUUAAUUUGGACUUUCUCAUUAUGAAUGGAAUAUGUUUUCAAAUAAUUUAGCAUUGAAUGUCACUGCAAAUUUACUUUAAAACAAGUGUAACACAACACUAUAUUGUGCAUGAACACAUCCUCUUUUUUUUAUCGAGCUUAUGAUUCACUUUUGAUUAGGCGAUUAGUCAGAAUUUUAUCUAGUUCUAUCGACUUGAAGGAAUAAUUUCCCGAACCAUAUUGUAAUUAUAUUAUCAAAUUAAAAACAUUUUCAAAAGAAUACACUAUCAGAUUACUUUUCAAGUUAAUUUUCUUCCAAGUUUGUUAAAAAGUAUAUAAUUGUAUAUUUCAUAUAAUAGUUUUGUUUUGCGUUAGUAUUUACGUGAAAACAAUUAAAACUGCAUAAUAAAAUGUCACAAAACUAAUUAAAAUAUAUGGUAAAAUAUUAACUUGAACAUGAAUUGGCAGAUAUUUACUAAAUUCAAAUUUCUUACUCAUCUUUUAUGCAUGCACUAGUUUUUCUCCUGUUAAAAUACAUAUAUUACAAUAUAAAAUAAAUGACAUGUCAUAAUUAUUGGUAAAAGUUGAAAACUUAUCUGUUGUAACUGGUAAACAAAUAUUUUAACUAGUGGAAUAAAAAUAAAUGGAUUAACAGAAAUGAAGUAUAAAAAAUGGAGCCGGUCCAUUCCAUUUAUUCAUGAACAAAUUUGUUAUGGAAUAGUUUUUUUUUUGUAUUUAUCUAUUUAUUUAUGGAAUUUAUGAAAUGACUAUUCUAUUUUAUUCAUGGUAAACGAUAGAAGUUUUUUUGUAAUUAAUAGAAUCAAUCAUUCCAUAUCAUUUUUAAAUAAAAAAAUACAAAUAUUUGAAUUAGUGGAAUACAAAUAAACGGAUUAACAGAAAUAGAAUAUAAAAAUAGAAUCGAUCCAUUCCAUUUAUUCAUGGACAAAUUUGUUAUGAAAUCAUUUUCUUUGUAUUUAUCUAUUUAUUUAUGGAAUUGAUGAAAUGACUAUUUUAUUUUAUUCAUGGUAAACGAUCGAAACUUGUGGAAAUAAUAGAAUCAAUCAUACCAUAUCAUUUUAAUUCAAAAAAUACAAAUAUUUGAAUUAGUCUAAUAAAGAUAAAUGGAUUAACAAAAAUAGAAUAUAAAAUGGAUUCAAUCCAUUCCAUUUAUUCAUGAACAAAUUUGUUAUGAAAUCAUUUUUUUGUAUUUAUCUAUUUAUUUAUGGAAUUGAUGAAAUGACUAUUCUAUUUCAUUAAUGGUAAACAAAAGAUAAAAUUGUGAAACUAAUAGAACCAAUCAAUCCAUAUCAUUUUAAUUUAAAAAAAUACAAUUCAGUUGUAGCCAUCAUCUUCCACCAUUUGGCUUCGUAUUACUAGUAAAAUUAGUAUUGAUUGUGUGCAACACAAUUCACGGAUAAUAAAGUACAAAGAGACAAAUGUUUAACUGUUAGAGCAGAAAAAAAAAGCAAAAUUCUAGGGGAAUAACAAUUUUGAAAACAAUUGCGUCUGCCGGAAGUCGAACCCGGGUCUAUUGCUUGGAAGGCAAUUAUCCUAACCGUUGGACUACAGACGCUUGUUGGAAACCAACUCGAUUACAAUUUAUACUUUAUGAAUCCAUAUUUAUUUAGUGCUAUACAAAUUUUAAAGUUCUAAACGCUAGGCACUCAGUCGUUUGUAUAAAAACGCUAGGCAUUCAGUCGUUUGUAUACAUGCUAAUGCUGAAGGUAGCAAGCUCGAGGAAGUUGAUUAAAAGUUCUAUAUCUUGUCACGUGACAUGUAGUGUCGAUGGGCAAACCAACUCAAAUGUAAAAUUAAUUGCUAUAUUAUGUGAAAAUUACUAAUAAAAUAAUCUAAAAUUAAAUGUAAUUUAUGUUAUGAAAAUGAUUGUGGAUGACUCAUAACCAAGAGAUUAUGAUUUGUAAUUUUUUCAUUUAUCUAUGACGGUGUAAUCUCCAAUAUAACGAACUUCUAUGUUAUGAAUAAAUAUAGACUUUUCCAUUACUUUCACAACACGUUAUCAGCACGAGACUCUAAAUUCCUAAGCUAACACCCAAAUCGAAAAAACCCUAAAACCCUAACUCUAGCCGGCGAUCCGAUGAACCCUAAAACCCGAUCGCGUCUCUUGUUCCCGCAUCUGUUCCAGCUCGCGUUCCCGAUCAGCUUCAGCCCAAGGCGUUCCUAAUCCU
This is a messenger RNA of Brassica napus (rape), 3692 nucleotides long. RefSeq lists its product as uncharacterized. Bases 499 to 1428 code for a protein of 309 amino acids. The transcript has a single exon. The record is from RefSeq and is a predicted model, not a curated record. NCBI's taxonomy places the organism in Eukaryota, Viridiplantae, Streptophyta, Magnoliopsida, Brassicales, Brassicaceae.